AUGUUUCUCAAUCAAAGUCCAUAUAGGAAUGUACCACAUCAAAAUAUACCUAUUACUACUAUCUAUGUUGAUCCUAACAAAUACUAAUUGCCAAACAUUUAGUAACCAAUUAGAUAUCAAUAAUCUCCAAGCACUGAUUAUGGCUAUAGAGAUUCUCAACUUUAACAUUAAUUUUAAGAUUUAGCCAAAAAAUAUGUAUGCAUCUAUGUGUGAUUUGUUAUUUAGCAAGAUUUAUAAAAUGAAAAUAAUUAAUUAUUAAGAUAGCUGUCAGAUAGGCCUUAUAUUGGUUAACCUGAACUUUUGAAUUAAAAAUUGGUAUUAUUAUAUUGAUAUAUAUCUUAGUAAAACUAUGCAAUUGAAAAUGAAAAGCUAAGAUAGCAAUUAACAUACACAUAUGAAUUGUAAGAGAAGUUAACACUUGUUACCAAUUAAUUGGAAAAGGUUAAUGAAGCAUUAAUGCUAUCAAAUUAAGAGAACUAACAAUUAUGUUAAUAAAUUAAUGAAUACAAGAAUUAAUAAACUUAUGUGUAUUAAUUGAACUCAACUAUUCAAACAUAAGAAAUUUAAUUAUAAUAAAAGUAAGAGUAAUUUAGAAAUUUAUAAUAAGAGAUAGAUUAUUAUUAAUAAAUAUUUCAGUAAAAAGCAUCAGAAAUAUAAUAAGCAUAAUUAGAAAUCAAUAGAGUAAUUGGAUAAAAUUAAGUAUUAUAAUAAGAAUUAGAAUAACAGAAAAGAAAUUGUUUAAAGUUAAAAUAAGAAAUUGUUGGAUUAUAAGUUGAAUAAAAUAAUUUUAUAUAAUUAAGACAUGAGAAUAUGUAAUUAAAUGAAAAGAAUUAGGAAUUAUUAAGAAACUAUGAAUAAUAAAAAGCUUUAAAUUAAAAUCUAAUAAUGGAAUUAAAUAAAUCAUAAUAAAUUGAUUCAUAUAUUGAUUAAUUAAUAGAUUAAUUAAAUGAAUAAAGAUCUAAAAUAGAAUUUGCUAGUAAUAAAAUAUAAGAUUAAGCUAAUAAAAUUAAUGAAUUAGAAUUCAUUGCAAAUGAAAAAGCAUAAUUAGAUGUUUAAUNA
Paramecium primaurelia is the source of this 1059-nucleotide messenger RNA. The record is from the annotation of a GenBank genome assembly. Lineage: Eukaryota; Ciliophora; Oligohymenophorea; Peniculida; Parameciidae.